ACACUUAAGGACAGCAUGGCAACCCUGUGACGUCUCGAACUGGCUUCGGGGUGCUGAUCGUUGUUUACUUUGUUGACUGAGUUCAAAAAUGACAUACUCGCCUAGGGAAAAACGAGAUGCUCGCUACUGGAAACAGCAGGCAGCCACUAUACCGGACUUCGUGCCGAAGGAGGAACACAAACCCAGGCUGGAACAGCUCCAACAUCGGGCCUCGAUAUUGUGGUCACCCCAAAUGAAGGAACAGGACGAAAAGAAUGUUCGAGACUAUUUGGACUUCGCUGCCAGUAAAUAUGAAAUCGAGGAGGAACAGGCCCUCUUCAUUCUACGUCAACAGGGAUUCGACAUUCCGGUGGCUCGACGACGUCUAGCUGGGAUCGAGACCGCCCGCGGAUGUCGCUACCAUCGUUGGAAGGCCCAGGACCUUGUUCAUCUAUCAGAGGCAUUCAAGAAACACGGCAACGACUUCAAGAAGGUCAAGGAGCAGCUGCCACAUUUCCCGCUCGCUGAAGUUCGCCAGUACUUCAACUUCAUGUACUCGGUCUGA
Drosophila bipectinata is the source of this 544-nucleotide messenger RNA. Its product is annotated as REST corepressor. NCBI's taxonomy places the organism in Eukaryota, Metazoa, Arthropoda, Insecta, Diptera, Drosophilidae. Gene Ontology annotation, biological process: negative regulation of DNA-templated transcription; regulation of transcription by RNA polymerase II. Gene Ontology annotation, molecular function: transcription corepressor activity. The record is from RefSeq and is a predicted model, not a curated record. Gene Ontology annotation, cellular component: transcription regulator complex; histone deacetylase complex.